AUGGACGAACACUUGAUUGCCACUAUCAACAAGCUUCAGGACGCGCUCGCGCCCCUCGGAGGGGGGUCACAGUCACCUGUCGACUUACCGCAGAUCACGGUAGUUGGCUCGCAGUCGUCCGGGAAGUCUUCGGUGCUUGAGAACAUCGUGGGGCGCGACUUCCUCCCCCGGGGCUCUGGGAUCGUGACCAGACGGCCGCUGGUGCUGCAAUUGAUCAACCGGCGCGGCAAGAAGGGGGACAAGCGCAACGCGCACGGCGACCUGCUGGAGCUGGACGUGGCGGCGGACCAGAAGACGGGCCAGAGCGAGGACAACGCCGAGGAGUGGGGCGAGUUCCUGCACGCGCCGGGGAAGAAGUUCUACAACUUCGACCAGAUCCGGCAGGAGAUCGUGAACGAGACCGAGAAGCUGACGGGCAAGAACGCGGGCAUCUCGCCGAUUCCGAUCAACCUGCGGAUCUACUCGCCGCACGUGUUGACCUUGACGCUGGUCGACCUGCCGGGGCUGACGAAGGUGCCCGUCGGGGACCAGCCGGUGGACAUCGAGUCCCAGAUCAAGAACAUGAUCAUGCAGUAUAUCUCGAAGCCCAAUGCCAUAAUACUUGCGGUCAACGCGGCCAACGCGGACCUCGCCAACAGCGACGGCUUGAAGCUUGCGCGCGAGGUGGACCCGGAGGGCACCAGGACGAUCGGCGUGCUAACGAAGAUCGACCUGAUGGACGAGGGCACGGAUGUUGUCGAUAUAUUGUCUGGGCGGAUCAUCCCGUUGAGGUAUGGCUAUGUUCCGGUGAUCAACAGAGGACAGAAGGAUAUCGAGUCCAGAAAGACCAUCAGAGAGGCAUUGAACGACGAGAAGCGGUUCUUUGAAAACCACCCAUCCUACAGCUCCAACGCAAACUACUGCGGCACACCGUACCUGGCCAAAAAGCUGAACUCCAUAUUACUACAUCACAUCAGGCAGACGCUACCUGAGAUCAAAAACAAGAUCGAGCUGUCUUUGAAGAAGUACCAGGCCGAGCUCCUUGCAUUGGGCCCCGAGACGCUUGAUUCCCCCAACUCCAUUGUGCUCUCCAUGAUCACUGAUUUUUCCAAGGAGUACACUGGUAUUCUGGACGGUGAAGCCAAGGAGCUUUCCAGCCAAGAGCUUUCUGGAGGUGCCAGAAUAUCUUUCGUGUUCCACGAAAUAUUCAAAGGUGGAGUCUACGCGUUGGAUCCUUUUGACCAAAUAAAGGACUCUGAUAUCAGAACGAUCAUGUAUAACAGUUCCGGUGCAGCUCCUUCUCUCUUCGUGGGAACAGAAGCGUUUGAAGUGCUUGUCAAGCAGCAAAUCCAGAGAUUCGAGGACCCAUCGUUACGUCUGGUGGCGUUAAUAUUUGAUGAGCUUGUGAGAAUACUAAGGGAGAUUAUUUCACAACCAAAAUAUGCCAGGUACCCUGGGCUAAGGGAAGCCAUAUCGAACUACUUUAUUCAAUACCUAAAGGAACGUAUUAUCCCUGCUAAUGACUUCGUUGUGGACAUUAUCAAGUCUGAGCAAACGUAUAUAAAUACUGCUCACCCUGAUUUGCUAAAGGGUUCACAGGCCAUGGCCAUGGUGGAGGAGAGAUUACAUCCUAAACAGGUCGAUCCAAAGACAGGAAAAUCAUUGCCGCCGACGGUACAGCACACAGACAAGGGCUCCAGUGGCAUUUUUGGUGGAUUCUUUGCUUCGAAGAACAAGAAGAAAUUGACUGCUUUGGAGGCCCCUCCCUCUGUUUUGAAAGCCACGGGCCAGAUGACCGAGAGGGAGACACUAGAGACAGAGGUUAUCAAGUUGCUAAUUGAAAGCUAUUUUAGCAUAGUCAAGAGAACAGUCGCUGACUUGAUCCCAAAGGCAGUCAUGUUAAAACUUAUUGUUAAAAGUAAGAAUGACAUCCAGAAGAUCUUGUUAGAGAAAUUGUAUGGAAACCAGGACAUUGAAGAGUUGACCAAAGAGAACGAUAUCACAAUCCAGCGUAGGAAGGAAUGCCAUAAUAUGGUACAGAUCUUAAAGCAUGCAAGUGAAAUUGUUUCUUCUGUUUGA
Eremothecium gossypii ATCC 10895 is the source of this 2058-nucleotide messenger RNA. RefSeq names its product dynamin-like GTPase VPS1 (gene VPS1). The record is from RefSeq and is marked provisional. Lineage: Eukaryota; Fungi; Ascomycota; Saccharomycetes; Saccharomycetales; Saccharomycetaceae. The transcript has a single exon. Gene Ontology annotation, biological process: peroxisome organization. Gene Ontology annotation, molecular function: microtubule binding; GTPase activity; GTP binding. Bases 1 to 2058 code for a protein of 685 amino acids. Gene Ontology annotation, cellular component: microtubule; membrane; peroxisome.